AUGGCCAACAAUGGAUAUGAUAGCUCUUCUAGUGAUGAAACAGGUGCCAACAUAAUGUUUUUGAAAAUGUUCAAAAACUACCAAAGGAAAAAAGCAGCGAAAAAGAAGGAGAAGACCUCGAUGGUUGUCCAUGGGGAUUUUCGUAAUAGAUUUCGCAUGAGGCGUGAGUUGUUUAAUCUAAUAAUGAAACAAAUUGUCCUUUUUGACGAUUACUUCAAACAAAAACCUAAUGCCACUGGAAAGCUUGGUUUCUCACCACAAGUGAAGAUGACAGCCGCCAUGCGUAUGCUUGCAUAUGGUACAACAGCUGACCUCAAUGAUGAUUACUUGAAGAUAGCAGAGACCACAUCCUUUGAAGCUUGCAAGAGAUUCUGUCAUGCAGUCAACAACUUAUACAGAGCUGAAUAUCUUCGUAAAUCAACAAGGGCGGACCUACAAAAACUGCUCCAAAAAGUUGAGGAACAUGGGUUUCAUGGCAUGCUAGGAAGCCUUGACUACAUGCAUUGGGAGUGGACAACAUGGGGCAUACACGGGCCACCAUGGUCGUCCAACCAUAAUCCUUGA
Messenger RNA from Prunus persica (peach), 564 nucleotides. RefSeq lists its product as uncharacterized. The record is from RefSeq and is a predicted model, not a curated record. The transcript is spliced from 2 exons. NCBI's taxonomy places the organism in Eukaryota, Viridiplantae, Streptophyta, Magnoliopsida, Rosales, Rosaceae. The coding region runs from base 1 to 564 and encodes 187 amino acids.